Molecule: messenger RNA, 7705 nt
Organism: Patella vulgata (common limpet)
Lineage: Eukaryota; Metazoa; Mollusca; Gastropoda; Patellidae
Product: glutamate--cysteine ligase catalytic subunit
Exons: 17
Coding region: 187-2169 (660 amino acids)
Biological process (GO): glutathione biosynthetic process
Cellular component (GO): glutamate-cysteine ligase complex
Molecular function (GO): glutamate-cysteine ligase activity
Source: RefSeq, a predicted model, not a curated record
GUGCCGUCAAGUUGAGUGGAUUUCAUAACAGAAGCAAUUUAGUCAGGUCACUCCAUUUUGUAGCUAAAGAGGUAGCCACAAGAGAUAGGUCGAUAAAGUACAUGCACACCUCGCUAUAAUAUACCAAGAAGUACCUUGGCAAGUGAAAGAUUUUGUCAUCCGUUGAACAGAUAAAACAGAAGUACAAUGGGUCUACUCACUGAAGGAACUGCUUUAUCCUGGGAGGAGACCAAAAAACAAGCUGACCAUGUUCGAAAGCAUGGUAUUCAGCAAUUUCUUUAUCAGUAUCAUAAAUUAAAAGAUUUAUGUAAUGAAUGUCUGUAUUGGGGAGAUGAGGUGGAAUAUAUGUUAGUGAAACUAGAUAGAGCUAAUAAACAAUGUCGUUUGGUGUUAAAAGCUCAACAGGUGUUGAAAAAACUACAAAAACGGGAACAAGAAUUUCCCAAUGAUCAUCCAUCAACAUGGAGACCAGAGUAUGCUGAGUAUAUGGUGGAAGGUACACCAGGUAAACCGUAUGGUGGUCUAAUGGCCCAUUUUAAUCUGGUGGAAGCAAAUAUGAAAUUAAGACGAGAAGAAAUCCAGAACUGUCUAGGUGCCAAUGAGGUUCCAUUAUCGUUAACUGUUUUUCCUAGAAUUGGAGCUGGAAUCUUCACAGAACCUGCCCUAAAACCAACCCCACAAAAGGGUUAUUCUCAAUCUCUAUUCUUUCCUGAUGGAGCAAUAAACCAGGGACAUCCUAGAUUUCAUACAUUAACCAGAAAUAUACGUGAAAGAAGAGGGAAAAAAGUAGCCAUUCAAAUACCUGUGUUUAAAGAUGAAAAUACCCAGUCCCCAUUUGUAGAAGAUUUAAGUCAAUAUGGUGAUGAUGGUACAUCACAGAAUGCAGCUUUACCAGAUCAUGUCUAUUUAGAUUGUAUGGGGUUUGGUAUGGGUGCAUCGUGUCUACAAGUUACUUUUCAAGCUUGUAAUAUAAAUGAAGGGAGAGAACUUUAUGACCAACUAGCACCUCUUUGUCCUAUACUGUUAGCAUUAAGUGCUGCAUCACCAGUAUAUAGAGGAUAUUUAACAGAUAUAGAUAACCGAUGGACUGUGAUAGCUCAAUCUGUUGAUGAUAGAACAGAUGAAGAACGUGGAUUAAAGCCUUUGAAAGAAAAUCGCUUCAGAAUAAAUAAAUCCCGUUAUGAUUCUAUUAGUAGUUAUUUAUCACCUCAAGGUCGUUGCUAUAACGAUAUACCACUUACGUAUGAUAAAGAAAUCUUUGAAGAAUUGAAAAAGGGAGGCGUAGAUGAUCUACUGUCUCGUCAUGUAGCUCAUUUAUUUAUCCGGGAUCCCAUCUCUCUAUUUAGUGAAAAGAUACAGCAAAAUGAUGAAGAAGAUACCGACCAUUUUGAGAAUAUUCAAUCAACUAACUGGCAGACAAUGAGGUUUAAACCUCCACCACCAAACUCUACUAUUGGAUGGCGUGUAGAGUUCCGACCAAUGGAAGUUCAGUUGUCCGAUUUUGAAAAUGCUGCUUAUGUGACAUUUAUUGUUUUACUUACUAGAGUCAUUCUUUCAUACAGGCUCAAUUUUAUUAUACCUAUAUCUAAGGUUGAUGAAAAUAUGAAAACUGCCUUCAAACCUGAUGCUGCCCUUUCAGGAAAAUUUUAUUUUAAAAAAGAUGUUUUCACAGAGUCAACUCCACCUGAAGCGACGGAAUGUUGUGAAACUAUGAUGUGUUGUAGUAAGAAGAAAUGUGAGAAAAUUGAUGAUGAAUAUACACUUAUGACUAUAGAUGAAAUAUUUCACGGAAAGGCUGAUUUUCCUGGAUUAAUACCACUGAUAAAACAAUAUAUAUCUAAUAUAGAGUGUGAUGUCGAUACACAAUGUACUGUUCUACAGUAUCUUAAUCUCAUCUCUAAACGAGCUUCAGGGGAGUUGAACACUACAGCAAGAUGGAUACGCAAUUUUGUCACAGCUCAUCCAGAUUAUAAAAAAGAUUCUGUUGUGUCGGAAACUAUCUGCUUCGAUCUCAUGGAAAAAUGCGAAAAAAUCAGCAAAAAUGAAAUUGAAGUACCUGAGUUGAUCAUUCCUCACACAACAAAAACUGUUGACAACAUUCCAGAUGCAAUCCGUACACUUUAUAAGAACCUGGAAAAGAAAAAAGGUCAAACAGCCAAUGGCCAUUAAGUUUACAUUUAUGUAGCUACAUUAAACUAAUCAACAUUAUUUUAUGAAUCUAAAUAUGAAAUUUGAGUACUGUAAAACAAGAAAUUAAUCAGACUCAACACCCCAUUGUUAUAUAUAACUUUUGACGCGUCAGCAAAUAAGAAUUUUGAAAUUUAUAUACUAUGUUUUAUUGGCAUUUGGAAAGUCAAAAUGUGGCCACAGAGAUUUUUCUGGGUAUAGUCGGACAACCUUUAAUCAAAAAUUAAUUCAACAAUGAAUAUUCAUAUAUAUAAUUUUUCUUUUAAUAUGGAAUCGUCCCUAUUGACAUUCCUUCUAGUGAUUUUAAAACUUGAGUAACAUCCACUGCCAGAGCCAGUAUGAAAGUUAGGCCAUACAAAAAAAAAAUUCUGUAGUCCUUACCAAAAAUCUAAUGUGGAAGUGAGGUUUUCAUUUUCGAGUAUCUAUUUUGUCAAAUGAUCAUUACUGGGCUAAAUGAUUUAACAUUAACAUCACAUUUCAAGACAUUACAUUUAUCCCAUCAUGUUGUUUAUGGGAAUGCAUGAUCACCCAGUAUCAUUUAUGAUUGUCAGUAUAAACAUUUAUAAGGAUUGCAUACUUGAUAAAUGAGCCUACGGCACAUUUCUGGAUUCAUUCAGAUUUUUUUAUAGAUUAACUUCCUGUAACUGGGCUAAAACAUUUAUGUUCGGUAAUUAAUGACACUGUUUUAUUUUUUAUUUUUAAAAAUAAAAACAGGUCAUGCAGUUGUUUUUAAGAUUAUCUGAGAAACAGGAUAUUUUUUUAUGCAGCCUUAAUGUCUUCUAUGAAAGAUAGUAAUAUACAUUUCUGUUCUCCAGUACAACGGAAUUAGCCGCGGUGGCUUUGUGAGUAAGGCACUGGCUCACUAGCCUGGAGAUUUCAGGUUCACUCCCAGUGUUGGCCAACAAAGAUCCCCAGGAAUUUCCGGAAAGGUUUCCCCUUGUCAAGCCUGCCAAGACGGUGUCUAGUGGCACGAAUGAGACAAAAAACUGAGGUCCCAUGUAUACAUUCGGGCGCACAUAACCCUUGACAGUUGGAAUUUGAUAUAAGAGUAGGUCAUAGCGUCGUCCUCCGGGCACAAUUGCCCAUCAUUAGCCCAGUUCACUUUGCCUUUGAAUUUCAAGAAAUACCAUGGACUAUCAUUUGAAAGAUAUUUACCUGGAGAUUAAUUAGGUUGUCGAGUACAACCUAAUUUAAUUUGAAAAUAUUAAAUUUAUAUGACUGAAUGUCAUUGGUAAAUACAAUACAUAGAAUAAGAAAGAAAUUCCAUCUGGUCAAAAGAAAGUUUGGCACAUGAUAAUCUGUACCUUGACAAAAGUCACGGCUUGUUGUUAUAUUUCUUGUUUUACAGUAUUAGUUAGAUCUACCUCUCGUAAGAUUAUAAAGUGUCUAAACAUAUUAUUGCAUGAUAAAUUUCAUUAAUAAAUGAUUAUCCCACAUCCCUCAAAUGAGAAACCCCCAAGUCACGAGGAUUAAAAUUAUCUAAAUUUUGAAAGCUUGUUUUAUGAUGUUGCCUUGGUUAAGUAUAGUAAAAAUAGUUCAUAUGCACAUAUUGAAGUAAGGAUACAAGCUUAAAGAUGCAUUUUGUAAAUCUGCCUAUUGUCGGUCUUUUAUUUUGGCGUCAAAUGUUAAAUAAAUUAUUAAUUAGGCAUUUAUUCACAUUACCAAGCCCAAAAUGUUCAAUAUAUUAAUUUUUCAUUAUCGAUUUUUGAUCUAUCAAGAACAGCCAGCUCGUUUUCCUAAAUCAUACAUAAUGCAUCUUUAAAAUAUUACUAAAAGUAAAAAAAAAACCUAAUUAUUUUAGUUAGAUUUUAUUUUAAAAAAUUCAGCAAGGUAGAAUGAAGAGUAUAUUUUUAAAUAGAUACUUGAGAUGAUCUUUUUUUGAAAAGUGCUAAUUUUGGAAUAGUAUUAGUUUAACAUUAUUUAUAGAUUUUUAUAGAUUUCAUUAACUACACAAAUUACCAAAAUUCUGAAAAUAUAUAUAUUUGUUAUCAUAUGCUUUAACUACACAGUUACAUUUUCAUUGAGUUUUAGACUGGUCAUUUAAUCAUUGAUUACUUGAAUAUACCACCAAACUGUGGUCAAUUUGUAUUACAUGUACCAGUACAUUUAGUGCAGGGUAAAAUUAAUGUAACAAAAAAGAUCUGUAGCCUAAGUACCGGUGUUACAGAAAAUAGACCUGUGUCAAUAAUGUCAAGUUCUGUCAAAGGAGAGAAACUAAAGAACAUUAUGAUCUUUUUUUUUUAUCGUUAGCUUACAUUUGUAUAUGCCCACAUAGAAAUGUGGUUGUAUAUUGCUGUCGCCCCUGUCUGUCGUCCGCACUUUCUUGUGAACACUUUACAGACUAUAUUUAUCAUCUGAUUGUUUUGAAAUUGAUAUAUUAUGUUGUUUACAUUACUGAGAUGUAGCCUAUUCAGUUUUAAUAAUUUCCUUUAAUUUCUUCUGGAGUUAUGGCCCUGGUUAUUGCACAUUAUGAACACUGUAAUGCAUUUAUAUACAUCCUUUGAAUUAGUGAAAUGAAGAAUCCUAUUGAACUUCAGCAAUUUCCAUUUAUUACAUCUAGCGUUAUGGCCCUUGUUUCACUUGUCUAACGACAAAAGUUAUCAUCCGAUAACUUUGAAAUUUACAUGCAUUAUUCAAAUUAGUGAAAGAAAGAAGCCUAAUUGAAUUUCAACAAUUUCCAUUAAUUACGUCUUGAGUUAUGGCCCUUAUUUCGCUUUGUUAAACAUUGUGAAUGCUCUAAUGACAAAAGUUAUCAUUGGAUCAUUAUGAAAUUUAUAUGCUUUAUUUGAAUUAGUGACACUAAAAAGUCUAUUGAAUCUGUCAAUUGCUUUUAGAGGUAUGGUCCGUUUUUCACUUUGUGUUGAACCAUGUGAAUACUCCAAUGACAAUAAGUUAUCAUCCAAUCUGUAUAAAAUUUAUAUGCAUCAUUUGAGUUAGUGAAAUGUAGGGUCUAUUGAAUUUCAGCAAUUUCAGUCAGUUGUUUCUAAAGUUAUGGCCCUUGUUUUACUUUGUUGAACAUUGUGACAUUGUGAACGCCCAAACGACAAAAGUAAUCAUCUGAUCUGUAUGAAAUUUAUAUGCAUUAUUUAAAUUAGUGAAACAAAAAAGGCUGUUAAAUUCCAGAGUUGUUUCAGUUUGUAGCACUUUUUGAACCUUCAAAGGAUGAAAACUAUAAACUGAUCUGUAUGAAAUUGUCUUACAAAUUCACUCCCAUUACCUAUAACCCUUGUUUCUCAGACGAUUUAGCUGCUGUUAGUGUAUGUUUUCGUUGCCUGGCAAUCUAUCUUAAAAAUAUGAAAUAUGACCAGCUCUGGCCCCAUGUUUGAGAUACAGCAAGAAAAAUGGAAUAAAUUUGAUUUUAACAAUUUAGAACUUCCAUCAUAUAUUCUUAGUUUGUCUUCAAAUAAAUGACCUUAUUUUUAAUUUUUGCAAGCUCAAAGGUCCAAAUUGAACAGGUAUGCAUGAAAUUUGUUGGUUUUAGUUGCUAUGGAGUCAGAUUUUAUUUUAGUAAUUUAUUUUCAAUGGCCUUCCCCCCCCCCCCCCCCUUAAAAUUGGUGUUAAAGGAACUAAAUCGCUAAUAUUUGGGACCUAGAAAUUGACACAAAUGGGUCGCAAUCCAUAUAAUAAUGUAAUAUAAAUGUGUAUAAACUGAUUUACAUUCAUGAAUAUGGCGUCACGGUUUGACAUGACUUGUGGAACAUCUCUAGCCUUGUUCUUCGAGUCUCCUGUUACAAAUGGUGCUAAAACACCAAUGGUAAAAUGUUUAUUUUGUCUGAAAUAUUGGAUAUCAGAAGCCCAUCUUUUCUCGGUAAGAUCAUAACAUCAAUGUUGAUUUAAAUUGACAAAUAAUUUGUGUUUUCAAUGUCAAAGACUUUGGAUGAUAUUGAGUUAGAGACUUAGCUACUUUAAUAUGUGUACCAGCUUCUCGCUAAAUAUGUUGGCUAUUUUUCUAAGAUAAAUGCAUGAGUCACAUUUCAGUUUAAAGGUUUUUGAAUACAAAAUUUCCAUUGAUACAUAGUUGUGUUUUGAAUGUUGGAUCAUGUCUCAUUCACCCAGGGCCAGUCACAUAUACUCUUCUAUUUGCUCUAUUCACUAUAGCUGUAGAGUCACACUUUCACUAUAACCACACUUUAUGUAUACAUAUGAUAAUAUGUAUCCAUUGAUACAUAGUUGUGUUUUGAAUGUUGGAUCAUGUCUCAUUCAGCCAGGGUGAGUCACAUAUACUCUUCUAUUUACUCUAUUCACUGUAACUGUAAAGUCACACUUUCACUAUAACCACACUUUAUGUAUACAUAUAUCAUAGAUAAAACAAUAAAAAAACAAAAUUAUUCUAAUAGUGCUAGAAUCAGAGUUAAGUCUAUGUACAAUUAAAGCAAAUAUGUCGGACACUUAGAGUGGGUGCUAAAUUGCAUCAAUGGCAUGAGGUAAUAACUGGAAAUACACAGUACAAUUACUGUUUAUUUACCGUUUGAUUUUUCAUCUACUUGCUCAGUAAUAAACAGUAAUUGUACUCCAUAGAAUUGUGUAUACAUUUGUACAAUAGAAUUGGAAUAGAAUUUUCUUAUUCAGUUUAUGCACAUCAACUGUUACACCUCCAUAAGUGUGUCCAAUCCAUGUUUUUUCUAUAAUUACUGCUUAAUAACGAAAAGUGGUGUCAAUGUUUUUAUUUACUGGUUAUAUUUAAAAUUAAGAAUAUGGAAAAUAUCUGUACAUUUAUCAAAUUAAAGAUACAUUAAGGGAGAUUUGAUAACAAGUUGACAGUUCUCACUAUAAUAGUUGAAAACUAGAUAAUUUAAAGGCAAUUUGCUGAAAAUUUCAUUCAAAUUGAUCCACUAUGAACCGAGAACUAAGUGGUUGAAAUUUCCGCCUAGCCUGGAUCAUUAGUUAAAGUCAGUAGAUAAACAGUAUAGUCUCGAUUAUCCAUUUAAUUGUUAAAUCGUGAAGGAAAGUUAUGCAGUAAAUCGGCUCAUAAUCCACUAAAGAUCGCAGGCUAGCAAUGCCAUCUAGAGUUAAUUAUGGUCUGGAUAGGUUAAUUAAUGUAUGUUUAAGAAAUAGGAGCAUAUCUGUUGUUUAAUAAAGAAUGAGGAAAUUUAUCUGUUUGUAGACUGACUUAUGAACUAAAGUACUGAAAACUGUAUCAAGCAUCAGGAAAAUUACUGUACAUGUAUCUGAAUAAUUACAAUGUAUCUGGAAAAUUACAAUAUAUAAUAAUAUUAGUUAGUAAUUACUCAAUUUCAAUUAGUAGUUUCUUAAUAUUAAUCAGUAUAAAUGACUCACUAUUGAUUAGUAACGACUUUAAUAUUAAUCAGGAAUAACAUCCAUAUUAAUUAGUAGUUACUUAAAAUUAGUAAUUACAUAGGGAAGUAAAUUGCACCCCUUAUUAACUUAUAUUCAUUAGUAAUUAUAUAUACUGGCAAUUAAUGUUGUAUACUAUGUUAUUGUAGAGAUUUAUACAAUCAAUCAUAAUAUAUUCUAUUGUUUUUUUUAAAAAAAUAAAUAUAUUCCAGAUUCAUCUUAA